Molecule: messenger RNA, 2140 nt
Organism: Vigna umbellata (rice bean)
Lineage: Eukaryota; Viridiplantae; Streptophyta; Magnoliopsida; Fabales; Fabaceae
Source: RefSeq, a predicted model, not a curated record
UUGGGCACUAGAAUAUUUAAUGAUAUGGUGGCGUUGUUUUGUUGUUAAGUUGUAAGAUACUAUCUUGAACAAUAUGAUUGUAAUGUUUUGUUGUAUUAUUAAGCCCUCUCUUUCAGUCUAAAGCAGUAGUGGUACCGGAGGGAUCAAGUAAUAAUCUAAUAGUAUUUUUAAUUUUUGUUGUAGAUAGCCUUCAAUUACGAGAGAUUAAAUUGGAUAAGGUGCGAGCAUGGAAACCAUUUUUUAAACUUGGGCAGCAAAGGGUAUUAGCUCCCCGUUUGCUUUUGGACAGAAGAUCAAGAGAUCAGAUGAUGAGUUUCAGUCGUCAUAAUGGCCUGGAAAUGGAAAAAGUGGGGUAUGAAAUAUAUGCAGAGGGUCCAACAAGAGUUCUGCGAAUUUGUGAGAUCCAUAAUAGUUUCAAGAUGGAUACAGUUAUUAAUUUGUGUGCAAAAGUUCAAUUGAGAGUUUCUCAGUUUGCAAUUCACCUACUUGAACAUGUAAAACAGGAGGAAGACAACAAUGAGUGCAAAGAUUUUACUCCAAUUGUAAUUGCAAAGCUUGGGAAUCUGCACGUGAUUACUGUUUCUAAUAAUAAUCAAACAUAUAACCAAUUCAGUUUACAGUACAUGAAUUUGGAGCUUAAGUGGAAUGGAGCUCCUUUUGCAUCAAUGCUUCGCAGACAUCAACUAGAUUACAGUGACUCCAAUGAUAGUGUACUAAAAAUUGUUUUUGUUGUACUUACGUCAUACUCCAACGUUAAGCAAUUUAGAUAUUCAUCAAUUUUUCUUCAGCCGAUUGAUUUGAAUCUUGAUGAGGAGACAUUGAUGAAAGUUGCAUCAUUUUGGAGAACUUCUCUUAGUGACUCUGAGAGUCAGCGAUUUUACUUUGACCAUUUUGAAAUCCAUCCAAUAAAGAUCAUUGCAAGCUUUAUCCCUGGGGAAUCACGUUCAAGUUACAACUCAACGCAGGAGGCUUUGAGAUCCUUAAUUCAUAGUGUGAUAAAGGUACCUCCCAUAAAAAACAUGGUAGUAGAAUUGAAUGGCGUCCUGAUUACCCAUGCUCUGAUAACAAUACGUGAAUUAUUUAUUAAAUGUGCACAACAUUAUUCAUGGUAUGCAAUGAGGGCCAUAUAUAUUGCUAAAGGAAGCACUUUGCUUCCCCCAGAUUUUGUUUCUAUUUUCGAUGACUUGGCUUCAUCAUCCCUUGAUGUAUUCUUUGAUCCAUCUCGUGGAUUGGCAAAUCUUCCAGGACUCACCUUAGGUACUUUUAAAAUUAUAAGUAAAUGUAUCAAAGGUAAAGGUUUUUCAGGGACAAAACGGUACUUUGGUGAUUUAGGGAAAACUCAGUUGAGAUCAGCAGGCUCCAAUAUUGCUUUUGCAGCUGUAGCUGAAAUAUCAGACUCUGUUCUGAAAGGUGCAGAGGCAAAUGGUUUCAAUGGAUUGAUGAGUGGCUUCCACCAAGGAAUUCUAAAAUUGGCUAUGGAACCAUCAGUUCUGGGAACUGCUUUGAUGGAAGGUGGCCCCGAUAGAAAAAUACUGCUUGAUCGAAGUCCAGGAGUUGACGAGGUGUUAAAUAUUUUGAAUAUUAUUCUCUUGGGUUGUAUGUUCAUUUCCAGAAAUGUGUCUUUCUUAAUUCCUUUGUUUUGAAACAAAAUUGUUUCGAACUUUAGAAAGAAUGUAUGCAUAUUGUUGGAAAGUCACCUGAGUUACGCUGACUCCAAACUUACUUUAAUACGGGAGUGAUUUCAUCCUGUCUUGACUGAAGUUAUGACUUACAUAGAACUUAAAGCAUGACAAUGCUCAACUUAGAUCUUAAGUUUAAAUUUUAAGAUGGUAUUAAAACCCAUCUUAAAUCAAUUGUUGAGCCACUUGCACUGCAUUUUCCUUGCUCCAAGCCAGUCACCAUAGGCAUGAGGAGCAGAGUUGGAAAGUCAUUUUUAUUGCCGUCACCCCUAGUUUGCCUUAAUCCCCGUCUCUAGGGUGAUGGUUUGGUCCCAGAUAGAGAUAUUAUUUGAUUGACUAAACCCUAAGUUCAAAUUCUGAGACAUAUCAAAUAUCUGGCAAGUAAACAUAGAAAUUUGUUUGGAUUUUUUCUAUAAUAGGUACUAACUUAUUUAUAGGAGUGUAUAGCUUCUUUUUGAAGU